AUGGUAUUUUACAGCUUUGUGUUGGUAAUGAAGCCUCGUCAGCGACGCCACACGGCCCAGGCGCUGCGUGAGAUCGCUGUGGCGGUAUACAACAAUGGUGGUCUCAUACGUAAAUUCACAAAUGAAGGUGUGAUGAGACCGUACAGUCGUUUUCGCGAUGCAGACAGCACACCGCUAACUUAUGCACGGUAUAUGACGCUUCAAGUAGAUAUGGGUGAAGAAGAAAUGCGUAAGGUGGAAAAGAUUAUGCGUGAGCAGCAGGAUAUGUUUAUAACGCUAAAGCUCAAUAACUUGGAACGGCCUGUGGGUAUUCGUAGCGGUCGGAAGGAUCUGCAGACGGCAUACUUCCCGCUUGAUACAUUUACGCGACUUGAAGAGGAGAUUAACUGGCCACCACAAACUUCUGUUGACAUUUAUGAACAGUUGGAAAUGAAUUGGAAAGAGUUUUCUCGAACUAGGUGGUCAAACUUCCUACGCAGCUAA
Messenger RNA from Trypanosoma theileri, 483 nucleotides. RefSeq lists its product as uncharacterized. The transcript has a single exon. NCBI's taxonomy places the organism in Eukaryota, Euglenozoa, Kinetoplastea, Trypanosomatida, Trypanosomatidae. Gene Ontology annotation, molecular function: structural constituent of ribosome; rRNA binding. Gene Ontology annotation, biological process: translation. The record is from RefSeq and is a predicted model, not a curated record. Gene Ontology annotation, cellular component: ribosome. The coding region runs from base 1 to 483 and encodes 160 amino acids.